AUGGCUGAUGUUGCAAGACCACGGGCGCUAGGGAACAGGACCGUACGAGCACGACACCACAGCAGCCGCACCCCAGGACGAUCGAGAUCAGGCCAUCAUUCAGCCUCUCCAGAGGACAUCAAUUACGCUAUGGAUGUUAUCUUACAGCCCCCUCCGACGGCCCGCGCCGGACUUCCACUGGGUGGCAAUAUCAUUGUUCGCUUGCGCACUCUCAAUGCCGAUAUUGAAGACGCUCUUGCGGAUUCGACCAAUCUUGUCGCGGUUGCCACUUUGAUUCCUGGACCCAACUCAACAGGCUCGACGGACCCAGUGGUUCUCAACACAUUGCUCGCAGGACGCCGUUUCGACUCAAUCCACCCAUUCUCAGACGACGAAGCAGACGGCCUGAUCGGCUCUAUGGAAAUGAACAACGAUCCCCGUGGCGUCGGCUAUAUGUACUUUCCCGAACUCACCAUUCGCCAAGCGGGCACAUAUCGGAUUCGUAUCACAUUAAUACGCAUUCGCAACUCGAGUUCCGAUCCACCGGUCGCAUCCGCUGCUGGAGGGGCAAGCGUUCAGAUCGUAGACAGCAACCCAAUCCUCGUUCAGAGCACUGGGUCCUCGUCUAACUUGGCUGCCUACAACGGGGAUGAUGAUGAUGACGAAGACGAUGGUGGAUGGCUAGAUGUUCUACGAUCACUCCAGACUCGGCGAAGGUCGCCCUAA
Messenger RNA from Aaosphaeria arxii CBS 175.79, 705 nucleotides. RefSeq lists its product as uncharacterized. NCBI's taxonomy places the organism in Eukaryota, Fungi, Ascomycota, Dothideomycetes, Pleosporales. Bases 1 to 705 code for a protein of 234 amino acids. The record is from RefSeq and is a predicted model, not a curated record. The transcript has 2 exons.